This is a messenger RNA of Exaiptasia diaphana, 5543 nucleotides long. RefSeq lists its product as uncharacterized. Gene Ontology annotation, cellular component: membrane; TRC complex. The record is from RefSeq and is a predicted model, not a curated record. Gene Ontology annotation, biological process: post-translational protein targeting to endoplasmic reticulum membrane. Bases 375 to 5165 code for a protein of 1596 amino acids. NCBI's taxonomy places the organism in Eukaryota, Metazoa, Cnidaria, Anthozoa, Actiniaria, Aiptasiidae. Gene Ontology annotation, molecular function: protein binding; molecular adaptor activity. The transcript has 5 exons.
CGUUGUCCUAACUUCGUCUCAAGGGAGACUGACAAAUUAGACCUUAGAUAGAAUACACGCGAGAGUUUCGUGUUGUGCUUUUUUACUGCGGACUCACAGAGCAGAACAGACCCUUGCGGGAUCGUAUUACAAAGUCACGCAAUUACAUAAUUAACUGGGAUAUCGUCACAUACUGUAGAGUAAGGAGCAUUCUUGCAGUUGUCUCGGAUGGACAAAAGUUGUGGCUACAGCAGAUAUAGAUGGGAUACUGGAUACUUCUAGUUCAGGUGACCGAGAGAGACUGUUUCCGAUGAUAUGACUCCGAUCGACGUCAUUAGAAUAUGGCGGAGCAAUUGAUGUAGGUUGGAAGUCGUCCUGUUUUAGAGGGAAGCAUCAUGCCAAAACUUUUUCUUCCUCCACUGACACUGCCUCCUGCUUUACCACCAAAGAUCAUUUCAUCUUGCAGUGGAACUCCAGGCUCAUCAAGUGCUUUUGAUGUCUCCGAUGAACAGAAAAGAUGGCUUGUGGUGGGAAUUUGUCUUCAUAAGAUCUUACUGCCUCAGUUACGAAAGUUCCUCAAACCUGAAAUUCAGAAGCAUUAUAACAAUUUGAAAACAAGUCACAACAUUGACAAACAGACAUUUUCCAAACACCUGGAUAAAGAUCAUGGAAUGAGCCUAGAUUAUGGCAGCAUAAAUAACAAUGAGAAAAACCACAGAAAGAAAAUCAAAAUGUAUGACUACAAUGUGAAAAGUACUGUUGAUUUGGGCAAGCUGUAUUUGAAGCCUUACAUGGCAAUGUUUACUGCGUUUGAUGACACCUGUGACUUAUCGGCAGCUCUUGGGAUAAUUUCCUCUGCAAGUGUGUUUUCCUUACCAGUUCAAAAGCUAGCACAGGAUGUGAAAAAGGAAGUAAGAAACGAGUGGGGUCAUUGCAACUUCACGGUGUGGACUGAACUUAAGUUUGCUAACAGUUUUCGAUUGAUGGACUCAUUUCUUCGAGCUCUAUCUUUGACACCUCUAGAAGAAAAACGACUAACUGAUGAUCUUGGAGACUGGGAAACUAAAGGUUUGCAAAUUUGCUUGGGGCACAUUGUAGAUGAAGACCUUGUAAAGCUGAUGGAACAAGAAGUUUACAAGCUGUCACAAGAUAUUAAGCUUGUCGAGAAAAGCCACCAAGAAGAAGCAAAAAAAGUCGUUGAAACCUUAAAUAGUGUGAAGGAUUCAAUCAACAAAUUCAAAGAAGAAAUAACCAAGGAAGUGGAAUCAAUUCACCAAUCGCAUGAAAUGCUGAGCGAAAAGAUCGAUGAAAUUAGCGGAAAUACCUCGGAGAUUUCUGUAGACAUAAAGAACUUGCAGAAAGGUCAAGAGAAACUCGAUGCUGAUUUCGACAGUAUGAARGAUUCUCAAGAAAAGCUAAGUAAACGAGUAGAUCAAGUGCAAGAAAAUCAUGAAAACCUGGAUAAACAAGUUCAAGCUCUUAAAGUCGCCAUAAAUGAUAAGAAUUCCACGACAUUCGAUGAUACCUUUCAAGCACCAAAUCGCAUUCCCUAUUUCUGUGGUCGUGUGAAAGAACUCGAUUUUCUUGAAAUACCGCUAAAGACCAAAGGCCCGCCAAGUGUUAUAUCUGCCGUAUGUGGUCUUGGCGGAACUGGCAAAACCUCACUGGCUAUUGAACAUGUAUGGAAAAACAAAGACAUUUACAAGWGUGGUGUUUUCUGGCUGUCAGGUGAAAGUGUAAGUCAGUUUCAGAACACCUUAAGUGAAAUGGCGAGACAAGUUGGAACAUUUGAUGAUGAUUUCAAGACAACGUUGUCGAAAACGUUACAUUGGCUGCAGACCAGACAAGACAGUUGGUGUGUUGUUAUCGAUAAUCUUGAUGAAUACGACUUUCAACAUUCCAUUGAUAUGAUGAAAUUCUUGUGUGGACAUUGGAAACGAAGUGCUGCUGGACACAUCAUUAUCACCACUAGACGAGAUGCGAGACAGUUACAUAGCGACAUUCCAGAAGUGUCAAGURACAAUUGCAUCGAAUUAACAAACCUCACAGAGCAAGAAAGCGUGCAGUUUCUCGUAAUGAAAACCCAAAUCACAACCGACAGUGACAACAUUGCGCUGAUGAAAGAUCUGGUUGCACAGCUAGGAUAUCUCCCKUUGGCUCUUGAUCAAGCGGCAGCUUAUAUCAAGAAUACAGGGGUUCAAUUGUCAGUCUACUUAGAAGAGUAUAGGAAACAAAAACUUAAGAUACUGAAGAGAUUCAAAGCUCAUUAUCCUGCACAAGACACUUCCACGGAACGAAUAGCUGUCCACACAACCUGGCAGUUGAAUUUUGAUUAUGUCGACCGUCUSUCCGAUGAUUACGGUAUUGGGAAAGCAGCAUCCUUAGUCAUGGAGGUGUCUGCUUUCUUGUCACCUGAUGACAUUCCUUAUGAGAUCAUUAACGAAGGACUACCGCAAAUAAAUCACGAAGAUCUACAUGACUGCCUYUCUUCCCCAUUGGGUGUCACUGACAUUGUUAGUGUUUUAACUAAGUUUUCAUUGUUCCAAAGGUUUACCGACACAUCUCUGAGUGUGCAUCGCCUCGUUCAAGAAGUGGUAAGAAGCAAGAUAUCGAAGAAUGACGCAAAAAGAGUCCUUACGUGUGCAUCGAGAAUGCUUCAACAUGCAUUUUCUAAUACCAACUCACCGCAAAGCAUCUGUAAAAGUUUUCAAGGAGAUUCAGUUUUUGUACAGGAUGACCCUCCAUCCCUUUAUCUCUGGGGAAAGCUUGGCGCUAAUGCCAGCGUUUUGCAAAAUCACUUGUUUGAAGCAUAUCAUCAAGACGAAUCGCUGGGUCAAGAUUUGAUUUUCACUAAAGAAACGGCUUAUCUUCUAAAUGAAGCAUCAUUGUACCUCAGUGCGUGCAGACAAAAAGCAAAAUCYCUGGAACUGCAAACUGCAAAACUAAAAAUCUUGAAUAAACUUGAGGCGCCUGAAGAAGAUUUGUCUUCUCUCCAAUAUUUCCAUAUUCCGCUUAAGGAUGUCGAGUUCAAGCUUAUAUCUCACUGUUUGGGACAUAAAGAAAAACUGCCACUGCCAGAAACCAAAGAUCAACAAACGAAUGAGAGCAUGCAAAAAAAAGCAGAUGAGUGGAGAGAAAAAGGGAAUUCAAAAUACAAAGAUCAAAACUAUCAGGAGGCGAUUGACUGUUAUACUAUGGCAUUAAAGUUCUUCAACAACGACUAUCGAGCACUCUGCAAUCGAGCUUUGUGUUUUCUGAAAACAAACGAAGAAGCUAAGGCCCUUGACGACUGCGAAAGCUGUUUGAAACUCGAGAAGAAUUACGUAAAAGCUUUGCAACGCAAGGCGUGGGCAUUGUUCGAGCUCUCAAAAAAGCAGACAUGGAUGAAAGGAAAAGCAACUGCCGCAGCUGCUGUUGCUGCGUAUGUAGAUCCAACAUCUUUGAAGGACCAAUCUUUCCAACGAAUGUUCCCAGGUUUAACUUUCUCAAAAAUCCUCAACCCUUCGCAGCUAAUUGGGCAUUUUUUGUACUUAGUCCCAAACCAAACACUUCUGCUUCAUAAAGGCUGUUAUGAUUUGGAGGGAUUUAUGRUCGACGAAGACAUUCAGCUUGUUGCUAUUGAUGACGAAGUCACAAUGAAGUUUAAAGAGACGUUCAAAAUCUUUGGUUGUAAUAUUUACAUGGAAGGCAUAUCUUUUCCCAGAGGAGGUGGAGCGAUCGUUUGUUUGCUUGGAAGCUCGGUCACAAUAUUCAAGUGCCGYAUCUCAAACGGGUUGUCGGGAUGCGAAAACUUUCCAGAGUGCAAUGGUGGGACUGGAUGCAAAGCUGCUUUGUAUCCUGCACGAGAAGCAUGCAAUCGCACAGGUAAAUUUGGAGAACCGACCGUGUCUGGUGUCCCUGGCUAUGCUGGAGUGCAAGUGCUUGAUCACAGUUUUGGAUAUUUUGAGAAUUGUGACGUUGAAAGAUGUGGAGGAGGAGGAAUCCUUUGCCAAGGCAGAGGAUCGAAGAUUAAUAUAAAGUCGUGUAAAGUCCAUCGAAACCUUCAAGCUGGAUUGGAAGCAAGAGAGGGGGGCUGUUUGGAGGCCAUUGAUAAUGAUAUCUAUUCUAAUGGAUACCAUGGAAUAUUAAUUGGUCCUUCUGCUGGAUCUUGCAAAAUUGUGAACAACAGGAUUUAUGAAAAUUGCAAAGAAGGAAUCCUUGUAACUGAAACACCGAAAGAGRAGGUUGUAAUUUUAAAAAAUCAGAUUUUUCACAACCUGCCUUUUGGAAUUUCUCUGCAGCAUUGUCUAGUGCAAAUCCAGCAAAAUGACAUUUUCGAAAACGGUUUUUAUGGUAUCCAUGCAAAGRUUUUAACCACAGCAACUGUAGAAMACAAUGACAUUUAUAGUAACAAAUGUGGAGGUAUUCAUAUGGGGAUCAAUUUUUCUGGUCGUAUUAUUCUCGCAUCUAACAAAGUACGRGACCACAGUGGCCMAUGUUUGGUAACACAAAAAUUCGACAAUUCYYUUUGUAGAACUGAUAAAUUCCAAACGAUCGCGAAGAGCUGUCCAUAUUUAUUUCUACCGCAGGGUGAAUCAAAGUUUUACUCAAAUCCCCCGAUUCUCAAAGACAAUGAGUUUAGGAACAACGAAGAAGAGAUUUUCCACCAUCCAAGAGAAAAGAUUAAGAAACUAGUAGAAACUGAAUGUGCUUUCUGUUGCAGUACAAAAAACAAUCUUCUGAAGUGCUCCAGGUGCAACAUAGCGUCGUAUUGUAGCAUUUCCUGCCAAGAGAACCACUGGGAAAAGCACAAAAGAUUGUGCUCUGCGGUCUCAGAGAAGUAUUUUGUAUUGGUUGAUUUCAACCCGUUUCAUGGAGUGCRCAGGACAUUUGGCCCACACCUUAAGGGGAUUGGGAAGGGCAUCAAGCCAGAUCCUAAGAGUAAGAGGAGAUUCAUUGUCAAAGUCCAAACUAGGCAUCUCAAUUGUCAUCCCCUUCAAGUCAUGACCUUAUAUGACCAAACUACAAGCAUUGAUGGCCAAAUUCAAAGCCCAGACAUUUUUCAUGUUAUAAUGGAAUGUGGUGUAAUAGGGAAAUUCUCUGAAUUUACAAGCAAGAAGGCUUUCUUCUACACAACCUUUGAAAAUCAAAGCAGGAGAAAAUUAAGAAUUGACUUAGCAGAACUAGCUCCCUAUCAAGAAUGGUAAAUGAUAAACGGGUUAUUUGCCGUGACUUGGUGAUUUCAUCGGCGUAUAAGAGAAAUUCUGUCGUUGUGACGUAAUCAUGUCGUCACUACAAGCUUUGACACUUAAUCCACUUAAAAUCUUUUAAAAAUUCGACUGAACUUUCAAAGCGAGUUAUACCGAUAACAAGCUCCAAAGACUAACUCUCUUGUUUAUUCUUAUUUUUUCGGUUGUGACUUUUAAAGGGGAAUAUUUUAAUAAAAAAAAGCAUUUAGGUUUUAAAGGAUUAGGAUAAUUUUCCUUCGACGUACGCCCUAGUUGGUCAGAAAACAUUGUCAUCAGCAAUUAUAGCUAAUUGAGUGUAAGAUAUGCAAUUAAAAUUGCUAUCCGAUGAUUGUGUGA